Pygocentrus nattereri (red-bellied piranha) is the source of this 7084-nucleotide messenger RNA. It is a transcript of the gene brwd1, whose product is annotated as bromodomain and WD repeat domain containing 1. Gene Ontology annotation, molecular function: protein binding. The coding region runs from base 152 to 6832 and encodes 2226 amino acids. Gene Ontology annotation, cellular component: nucleus. Gene Ontology annotation, biological process: regulation of transcription by RNA polymerase II; regulation of cell shape; cytoskeleton organization. The transcript is spliced from 43 exons. The record is from RefSeq and is a predicted model, not a curated record. Lineage: Eukaryota; Metazoa; Chordata; Actinopteri; Characiformes; Serrasalmidae.
UUGCUCUGUAAAGCCGAGGCCUCUGAUUUCCAAUGGCGAGAGAAAACUGUCCGAACAGAAAAGCCGAAUUAAAUCGACAUUAAAUAAAUAUCUCCGCGGGUAAAAUCGGGCUCGGAGUUAGUUUGUGAAUUAUAAGAGUGACGGAGCCGCGAUGGACAGAAGCGGGACUGUUUCUCCCCUCGAAUCCGAGCUUUAUUUCCUAAUUUCUCGCUUUCUGACCACCGGUCCCUGUCGGAGAGCGGCGGAGGUUCUUGUGGGUGAACUGGAGGAACAUCAGCUUCUUCCACGCAGACUGGAUUGGGAAGGAAAUGAACAUCCUAGAUCAUAUGAAGACUUGGUUGCUGCCAACAAGCAUAUCGCCCCAGAUCACCUGCUGCAGGUAUGCAGGCAGAUUGGCCCGGUUCUGGACAGGGAGGUGCCGUCUGGUGUAGCGGGGGUGCGUUCUCUUUUGGGGACAGGGAGACACUCAUUACUGCGUACAGCUAAAGACUGCGACGGGAGUCGAUGGAAGAGCUCGUCCUUCGCCGCGCUCCACAGAGGGAGACCGCCGGAGAGGCCUUUAAGUUGCAGGGACGCCCCGAAUUUGGUGGAGGUGUGUCGAGGCCGCGAGCUGACAGGAACUCAGCGCUUCAGCUUUGUCCAUCCUGUCAGCAACUAUCAGCACUUGAAGAUGCACAGGAGAAUUCUGGGACAUCUCUCUGCCGUUUAUUGCAUCGCCUUCGACCGAACGGGAUCCAGAAUCUUUACGGGUUCAGAUGAUGCCUUGGUAAAGAUCUGGUCCUCUUUUGAUGGGAGGCUGCACUCCACGCUGCGAGGACACCACGCUGAGAUAUCGGACCUCGCUGUAAACCAGGAGAACACGCUGAUUGCAGCCGGGAGCUGCGACAAAACCAUCCGCGUCUGGUGCCUUCGUACAUGUGCCCCGGUGGCAGUCUUGCAGGGCCACAGUGGAUCCAUUACCUCUUUACAGUUUUCUCCGUUUGCCAAGGGCUCAAAAAGGUACAUGGUUUCCACAGGAACUGAUGCUACUGUCUGCUUCUGGCAGUGGGACGUCAGUAACACCAGUUUCAGUGAUCGUCCUCAGAAGUUCACAGAAAAACCGAGGCCCGGUGUUCAGAUGGUGUGCUCCUCGUUUAGCCCCGGUGGGGUAUUCCUGGCUACAGGUAGCACCGAUGAUGUCAUCAGGAUUUAUUAUUUGGGCAGUGGGAGUCCGGAGAAGAUAGCAGAGCUCGAUUCACACACGGAUAAAGUGGACAGUAUCCAGUUUUGUAAUACAGGAGAGAGGUUUGUGAGUGGAAGUUGCGACGGCACAGCUCGUAUCUGGCGGCUCCAUCAGAAGCACCAGUGGAGGAGUAUUUUGCUGGACAUGUCCGCUACGCUGCCAGGCUCUGGGCCGACAACAGAAGAAGAGAACUUUUUCAAACCCAAGGUCACCAUGGUGUCAUGGGAUCGCCACGACAACACAGUCAUCACUGCUGUCAAUAAUCAUCUCCUCAAAGUGUGGAACUCCUACACAGGGCAGCUGCUGCAUGUCUUAAAGGGUCAUGAGGCUGAAGUGUUCGUGCUGGAGCCUCAUCCGUAUGACCCCAGAGUCAUGCUUUCUGCAGGGCAUGAUGGGAACGUUUUCAUAUGGGACCUUGUGAAAGGCUCUAAGAUUCAGCAUUACUUUAACAUGAUUGAAGGUCAGGGACACGGUGCUGUGUUUGACUGUAAGUUCACCCCCGAUGGUCAUCGCUUCGCCUGCACGGACUCCCAUGGUCAUCUUGUGAUUUUUGGAUUUGGGAGUUCUAAACCGUACGAAAAGCUUCCAGAUCAGGUGUUUUUUCACACGGACUACCGGCCGUUGAUCAGAGACUCUAACGGGUUCGUCCUGGAUGAGCAGACCCAGCAGGCUCCUCACCUCAUGCCUCCCCCCUUCCUGGUCGAUGUGGACGGGAACCCUCAUCCCCCCCGAUAUCAGAGGCUGGUGCCCGGCAGGGAGAACUUUGCAGAUGAACACCUGGUUCCUCAGCUGGGCUACGUUGCGACGAGUGAUGGUGAGGUGGUGGAGCAGGUGAUCAGUCAGCAGCCGGUUGAGAGUGAGGAUCCUCAGGCUCGCCGCAGCGUUCUGGACGAUGCUAUCCGCCAACUCCAGGAGCAGCAGGACCGGCAGGCUGGAGGACCUGCUGUACCCGCCACAAUAGGAGCACCAGGAACCCCCAGGAGAGUGUCUCUGAGCGAGCGCAUGGAGGUUCAGUCUCCUCCUAACGUGGGACUCCGGCGCAGCGGGCAGGUGGAGGGAGUGCGGCAGAUGCAUCAAAAUGCCCCUCGCAGUCAGAUGGCCACAGAGCGGGACCUGCAGGCCUGGCGACGGAGGGUGGUGGUGCCUGAGCUCACUCGCAGUGCGUACAGGUCUCAGGAGUCUUACAGGACAGCGAAGGGCGAGGAGGAGAUCACAAUGUACAACACUAAAAAACGCAGAAUAACCCACAGCACCUUCAGGGAUGACUCUGAUGAGGAGGGAUUGUGCACUAAGCGAACUCAGUCUCGUAAACGCCACAGACGGCUGGAGAGCAGAGACAGCGUGGAUGAGUUUAUAGAGCACUCCUGUGAGGAGGGAGAGGAGACCGCGUCCUCUGAGGAUAAUGAGAUGGAAGGCAGUGAGAUGGACUCUUCAAAUGAAGAAGAAGAAGAGGAGGAGGAGGAGGAGGAGUGGAGAAGUGACAGUUCAAGCCACUCCUCCAGUGAGUACUCGGACUGGACAGCCGACGCUGGAAUCACAGUCAAUCCGGGCCUGUCCUCCCGAAGACGCGCUCGCAGACAAAUCAGCAGUUCUGAUGAGGAGGAGGACGAGGAGGAGGAGGAGGAAGAAGAGGAAGACAACACAGCAGAGGAGGAGCAAACAGAGCAAACGCAGGAUGAAGAAGUGCAGUCAUCUUCACCUCAGAAACAGAAGAAAAAAGCGAAAAGCAAAACGCCGAAGUGCCCAAAACCGAGGCCGUCUAUGAACAGAGAGGUGUCCAACGAGUUCCGGCCCUCUGCCUGGAUCACUGACGUGGUUCCUCGGAAGUCCCCCUUUGUCCCACAGAUGGGAGACGAGGUGAUCUACUUCCGUCAGGGUCAUGAGGCGUACGUGGAGGCCGUGUGCAGGAGUAAUCUGUACCCCAUCAACCUUGACAAGCAGCCGUGGAAGAAGAUGGAGCUGAGAGACCAAGAGUUUGUUAAAAUAACUGGGAUCAAAUACGAGGUGUGCCCUCCAACCCUCUGCUGCUUGAAGCUGACGCUGAUCGACCCUGGAACGAGCAGAAUAACAGACAAGUCCUUCUUUGUAAAGUAUCAUGAUAUGCCGGAUGUCAUUGACUUCCUCGUUCUCCGCCAAAGUUAUGACGAGGCGCGCUGCAGAGUCUGGACACCAAAUAAUCGUUUCCGGUCAGUGAUUGAUGACGCAUGGUGGUUUGGGACCAUAGUCUGUCAGGAGCCGUAUCAGCCCGAGUACCCUGACAGCCAUUUCCAGUGUUUUAAAGUCAAAUGGGACAAUGGGGAGACAGAGAAGCUCAGCCCAUGGGACAUCGAGGCCAUUCCAGAAGAUGCCCAGCAGCCGGAGUCGGAAGGUGCAGGAGUGCCGGUCACUAUUGAGGAGAUGAACGACAUCCUGUACAAGCCUCGCGACAGAGAGUGGGGGGUGCGGAGUCGAGAGGAGGAGAGCGCUCGGAUCAUAGCAGGAAUAGACCAGCUCAUCACAGUGGAUAUCGCUGCCCCCUUCUCUGGCCCGGUGGACCUGACUCAGUAUCCUACGUACUGUACUGUAAUAGCCUACCCCACUGACCUGGGCACCAUCCGCAUGAGACUGAAGCACAAUUUUUACAGGAGACUUUCUGCGCUAAUUUGGGACAUAAGGUAUAUUUUUCACAAUGCAAGGACCUUCAAUGAGCCACGGAGCAAGAUUGCACAGUCAGCGAAACUCAUUACAGAUGUUCUCCUAAAGUUUAUUAGCAAAACACAGUGUAUGGACAUUAUGGAGAUCUACAAUGCAGUUGAAAAUAUGGAGUACACAGAGGACGAGGAGCUGGAAGAUGUUGAUGCACCAGGCACCUCUGCUGGACGAAGAUCACAUCAGCCUUCUUUAGAGGUGGUGCAGGACAGAGACGCCUGGAAAGAAGCUUGCAAGCAGCUUCUGGACUACAUGUUUGAGUGUGAGGACUCUGAGCCCUUCCGUCAGCCUGUGGACCAGAAUGAGUAUCCAGACUAUUCGAAUAUCAUAGAUACUCCCAUGGAUCUGCAAACUGUUCGGAGAACCCUUGAAGAAGAACGCUAUGAAAACCCCACAGACUUAUGCAAAGACACCAGGCUUAUUUUUGCUAACGCUAAAGCCUACACGCCGAACAAACGCUCCAAGAUUUACAGCAUGACUCUGCGACUGUCUGCGCUGUUUGAAGAGCGCAUUCGAAAGAUCAUAUCUGACUACAGGACAGCUGUGAAGAGUAGCUUGAGGCUGCGGCGAAGUCAGAGGUUCAGAAAGAGGCUCCAGCAGCAGGAACCCACUGUUCCUGUCACCAGGCAGGAAUCUACCAGUCAGAAGAGAGCUGCUGUUAAAACUCAGGAACAAGUGGCUCCACCUACUACCAAAUCUACCUCAGCCAAAGUGUCUGCACCGGAGCGCAGCCGGAGGAAGAGGAAGAGGCGCAGAUCCACCUACACGUCAGCAGAUGAUUACUCUGAGGGCUCCAAUAAAAGCGCCUCAUCUACAUCAGACUCUGAUAGUGAAGCGUCUGUCAGUGAGCAGGAUGAGGAUAAAAGCCCUUCAUCGUCUUGUCAGUUCAGACGGGAGACAAGGGCGACGAGGAGAGCCAUGCAGAGCAGGGAGUCUAAGAGGAAACCGGUUACUGAGAGCAGGAGUGAGGAGGAGGAUGAUGGUGAAGAUUCUGAUAAAUCCAGCUCAUUAGAGCGACUUCCGUCAAGCAGGAGCAAGAACAGAAGCACGCGACUGACCAGGAACUCUGCUGCUGACCGCAGGAAGACGGAGAGCAGUGCUGAGGUAAACGGUCUGAGCAGAUCGUCUCGUGUGGAUCGCAGAAAAUCGCGACACAGCAGUGGUUCUGAUGAAGAACCUUCAGACAGAGAAGAGAACUCGCCGGCCCGGAGGCCGAGAAGAACUGCCAUGGCCGCAGUCAGUAAGAUGAAACUGAUGGACGCCUCCGAGGAAGAUGACUGUUCUGAGCAGGAUGGCCGUGGGAGGAGCAGCGGCCGGCAGCCCCCUCGCACCGGCAAACGUGCCGCGGUCAUCCAGAGCAGCUCAGAGUCUGAAGAGCACGACCAACAAGAGUCGAAUGACAGUGAAGCUUCAGCCAGUGAGGAGGAGAAGAGCGAGGAGGCCAGUGCGGACAGUGACUUCUCUCCUGCACAGCAUAACGGAGAGAGUAAAAGAGCCAGCCGGCGAUCAUCUAGGAGGGCUGUUCUGGAAGAAGACGAUUCCCCUCAAGUCAACGGGCAUGGCAAAAACCUCGACCAAGAGGAGAGUGAAGAAAAUGAUGGAGGAGAAAGUCCAAAUGAAAGCGUACAUGAGGAGGAAGAGGAAGAGGAGGAUUCCAUCAGCAUAAGGAAGGUGGUCCGGAAGAGCACAAGAGCUGCUGUCAGUAAAAUAAAACAACUUGACGAAAGUGAAACAGAAGAAGAAGGGAAUCGCUCCAGAACCAGACGACAGAGGAAUCUUCCUUGUGAGCAGGAGGCUUCCAAAAGCUCAGACGAGGAAACGGAGGCUCCAAAGGCUGAGAAGCACCCUCAUCAGAAUGGACGGAAGGUGGAUACACAGGACCUUAAAUACUCAGAGAAAGCGAGUAAAAUGACUGUAAAAAGCCACGAACAAGCAUCUGCCUCAAAAGCACGCGCAAUCCCCGCAGCCACAGCAGCAUUAAAGUCAGGUGCUCACGAAUCAGAACUGAGCAGAGUCUCGAAACGCUCUGGUGCUUCAAGAAAUAGAAUCAAGUCGGAAGAUGAAGAUGAUGAAGUAAACGGAGAGAAUCAGAGCAGCAGUGGAGAUGAGGCAGUCCCGAACAAAAACAAAGUAAAGUCAAAGUCUGAGAGUUUGGAUGGCAGGUCCAAUUCUUCUGACUCUGAAAGUGAUGAGGUCUCGAACUGGAGAAGCAGGAAAAAGAAGAAGAAGAAUGAGGCUGCAUCUUCUGAGGAAUGGCAGCAGAGCGAGGAAUCGGAACAGGACAAGAAACCCAGGAGGAGACCUACCCUGAGAGCCCUCCCCAAGAAGAAGUACAUUGUGGAGUCCGAAGAUGAUGAUGAUCAACCAGUGAAUGGGAAGAGCAGUGCAGGCUCAGUUAAAGAGCCUUCAGGAGGCUCCAAGAGGAAACGUGUCAAGAGUUUGGAUUCCGAAGAUGAAGGAGAAGAUAAAGGCGGGACCAGUGAUAAUGAAAGCGAGACUGAGAAAUGUUCUGGAAAGAGCCGAAAGUCCUCGAAGCACUUCAAACCGGGUUCAGGGUCCGAAAGCGAUUCUUUAUGUAGAAGGAAGGCGCAGAAUGGUCCUUCGCGCAGGCAGCACCGUCCGUCAGACGAGGAGCUCUCUGGUGGACGAGGAAAGCGGAGAAAUCUGAAACGGAAGUGCGACAAAAGCUACAGCAGCAGCAGCAGCGAAGGCGGGAUGAGCUCAGGCAUCCAAGAGUCCAGCGAAGAGUCCAGCUCAGGGUCACGGAGCAGUCCAAAGAGACACGCCACGACGAGGCUGAGGAACCGCAAACGAAGCACCGGACGUCACAGUUCGGACAGCGAUGCCUCCUAUGGGAAGGCCAGGAAAAUUCGGACCAGAAAUUUGGGCAAACGGACUGUUUGUUACCGAGACAGCGAAUGAACACGGAAGAGGACAAACAUCUCAGCAAGUGAAAACAUUGUCAAUAAAUUUGAUAUUUAAUGUUUCUCAUUGUAUGAGAGCUGUAAGAAUAUCAUAAGGUGAUUUAGACAGAUUCUAGAAAUGUUUUAUCACACUCUUUAAAAACAUGGUUCUUCAGUAAAGAAAAUGGUCAAAGAACCUUUUGCCUUAUAGCACCAAAACAGGGUUCUGCUUUAAGCUGUACCAAUAGAAUAACCCUUUUUGGUGCUAUAU